UACUUUUGUUGUAACAACAACUGGAGAAUCAAAUUGCAACAAUAAAUAAAUAAAUAUUUCGUCAUACAAUUUUUCACAGUUGUGUAAACUUUGCGUGAGUAAACAGACGAGAAAAUCAAAAAACGCGAAGCGAAGGAGCAAAGGUAAAACGAUAAAACUGCCAGCGCGAAACUGAGAGCGAGACGGAAGGUGACAGCGACAGCGACACACCGAAACCGAUAUUCCUCCCCCCUCCCGUCAGCACACCACCCUUGCAACCUUCUGUUUGGAAUUUUUUUGUGUGCGGUGUGCGGUGCAAAAGAAAAUAAUUUCACUGAUAUUCGCGGCAGUCCAGACAACAGACGGCAGCAAAAAUGCAAAUAAAUCUUAAGGUAAAAACCUUGGAUGCGCGCACACACGAAUUCAACAUCGACAAUGAGAUCACGAUUCGCCAGCUGAAGGACCAAAUAGCGGAGAAGACCAGCAUUGCCGCGGAGAAUCAGCGCAUCAUAUACCAGGGGCGUGUGCUGGCCGACGACAAGCAAGUCAAGGAAUACGAUGUUGCUGGCAAGGUGCUGCAUGUCGCCGAGCGCCCGCCGUUCUCGCAGCGCGGCACCAAUGCGCGCCACAACGAUGAGCCCAUGCGUCCCGUACGCUCGGUGGCACGUCCGCCGCCCGGCAGCAUGCGCACUUCGCCCUACUUCCGCGCCCUCGACGGCAUGCUCGUGGGCACCAUGUCCAUACCAGUGCCCAAUGGUCCCGGAGCUGGGACACGCACUCCACCCGGUCGCUUCCCCAACUCCUCGUCCUUCUGCAUCAAUCGCAUCACUGUGGCCCUGCACAUGAUUGACUGCGCCAACAACAUUGCCGCCUACCUGGAGAACCCUUCGGUGGGGCUGAACAACCAAUCGCUGGACAUUCUGCAGCGCGGUCGCUGGUCCAUGGAGUCCACCGUGGUGGAGGUGGGCGUCUCCUCCACCGACAUGCCGCGCAACAACAACAUCAUCGACAUGGUGCAGGAUGCGGUCACAGCCGCUCUCACCCGCACGGGCGCACGCAACUACACGGUCCUCCAGCUGCCCACGGUGUACACCAACGAAAGUGGCGAGACGAUUGAGCAGCGUGCCGGGGAGGCCGCACUCGCUGGAGCCGCAGGAGGAGCUGCUCCCGACACCAACGGCGAGACCACGGCCGCCACUGUCAUCAUUGAGGAUGUCAUUGAUUCGGAGGAUGAGGAUGGUGCGGAUGGCGGCUCGGAUCGCUCUGCCACACCCACACCAGACGGCGAGGCCGAGGGCGCUGUAGGCGGUCAACCAGCUGCUGCGGCUGCUGCCGCUCCCGAUGCCAGCUCCGCAGAGGCUGCCAGCGAUGCUGCAGCUGGCGGCGACGGUGCCGCAGCCAAUGGCGGUCCCAGUGGCGCCACGCGACGUCGCACGCGCCCACAGGUGCUGGGCCAUGUCAUACAGCGCUAUCGCGGCGUGCAGACGCGUCUGGCGCCCUUCGUUGAUCGCUACUACGACAUACUCGAAGUCGAUCCCACAUUUGAGGAGAAUGACACUGCUGAGCGGGAGAAUGCACAGCGCAUCUUUGACCGUGUCUCGGAGGCCUUCCACUACUUGUCGCACGCUCAGCACGCCAUCUCCGACCUGAUGCUGGAUCUCUCGCAGCCCGGACCGCGCGUGCUCACCUGUCGGCCCAUACUCGUGGAGCAGAGCGGCUACAUCCGCUCCAACAACAUAUUCACACCGCAUUUUGCGCCCCUCGAGGUCAUGCAGCAGGCCAACAACACAAAUAACGAUCAGCGUGCGCCGGGCGCACGGCCGCCGGGCCUGGCCAGAAGCGUCGAGGAGGCCACACGCAACACUUUGGGUGCAGCUGCGCAGAUAAUUGCCAAUGCAGGCGCCAACUAUGCCUCGGCCCUGGCCAGAGGAAGCGCCAGACCAACGGCGCCAGCAGCAGAGAACGCGGCAGCAAGCGACACGUCGGCAGCAGCAGCCACAAAUGCGAAUCCGGCAGCUUUGGCCGCCGCUUUGGCGCAAGGUGCUGCCCAGACCGCAGUUCUGGCUUCCGUUGAGGCUGCGCAGGCAGCGCAAGCGGCGGCAUCCGCUGUCCAAAUGGCUGUGGGAGCGGUGGCCGCCAUUGGCAUACCCACCGAGGGUGGACCCGUGGAGGAUCCCAUCGAUGAGCCCAUGGUGGCGCCCAAUGCAGCACCGCAGGCCGGCUCACAGCCUCAGCCACAGGCACAGACUAUGGGAAUGGAUGAGGAUCCAGAACAAACUGAAGGCCCCCGAGUGCCACCUCGGCUGCGGCUCUAUAUGCCCGUGGCCCUGCCAGCGCCCAAUCCGCAGCUGGAAAUGGCACGUCUCAUUCAGGCUGUGGUGAACCGAGCCACCAGUGACAAUAACGAUGUGCAGGUGGAGUUCAGUGCGCCCAAUAUUAUGUCCAUCAAUUUGCCCGUGCAUGUGGUGGCCACCGCCGCACGUCCACCCGCCCCAGGACCCGAGUCUGCACCCGAAGCAACCGCCGAAAGUGCUCCAGCUGGAGAGGAGCAGGCAACCAACAAUGGUGGCGGCACCGCCUCCACCUCGACUGGCACACGCAGUGGCGAGCAGCGGGCCAACACAUUGCCCACAACCGCCACACAGACGCGCUCCACGGCGCGGCCACAGAUCCAGAUUGGCGGCAACAACAACUGGGGCGGACGCAUUGCGCCCACGCACACGGCCUUCGAUCGCUUUUUGCCCUGCAACAGUCAUCACAUACGCGAGCCGGAGCCGCUGCCGCAGAACAACAACAACAGCAAUCGCAGGACAAAUGCAGCCACAGCAGGAGCAGCUGGCACAUCCUCAGGCACGGCUGCAGGCGGAGCAGCGCCAUCCGCUGCAGCUACAGUGGGCAACACCCCGAUUGGAUAUGCCGAUAUGAUCGACUUUUUCACCACAACAGGAAGCCGCAGAACGCCGCCGGUCAACACGGGCGUUGCAGCUGCAGCAGCACCGGCACCAGCCCCAGUCUCAGCCCCAGCCUCAGCCCCCACCACAGCGGCAACCACAGUCACACCAUCACCCUUCGGUGACCGCUCCAGCAAUCUACGCUCGGAGCUGAGCAGCUUCCUCAACAGCAGCGUCUUCGAUGGUGCGCCCAUCAGCCAGGAGACCAUACCCGCCGCCAUCAGUCGCGCUCUGGACUGGUUCAAUGGCAGCCUCAUCUACUUGCCGCAGUACGAGCUUCCGGAAUACAAUUCACGCGAAUCUGUGAUCAACAUACUGCGCCAGAGCCUGCGUCUCAUCAUGGAGCUGUGCAUUUCGGCACCCAGCACUGUCGCCCAGUUCGAGCAGAACCUCAAGAAGAUCUGUGAGCAGUUCCGCGUGCGCCUCUUCAGCGUGCUCUUCCUGUGCUUGGGCAGUGACAAUGCGGAGAUCUACUGGCACCAAAUGAUGACCAUUCUGCGCACGCCAAUGCAAACCACUUUCCAAAAUCAAGGUUGGUGGGUCUACGUGGAUCCACGAAUUCCCACACAAACGGACACCGCAGAUGCCCAACAGUUCCUUGUGCUGCGCAGCACGCAGCCAGAUCUUUCCGCUGCUGGCGUGGAGCCUUUUGUUGCGCCACCGUCGCGUGCCUUCAAUCUGCAGCAGCAGCAGCAGCCACAGCCACAGGCGCAAACGCUCGACACGGAUGUGGAGAUGACCGAAGUGGCUGGCAGCAGCAGCACCACCAACAGCGCACCCGCAGCAGAGACGACACCGCUACCACCUGUAGUAGUCGGCUCCGAGUCCUGGCACAUGAGUUUUCCCAGCGAUUGGUUGCCCGCAAUAACGCGCGAUCUGCAGACACAAGCGGAGCAAACCGAGCCUCAACCGCCCUACUCCGAUGCCUACAUCUCUGGCAUGUCCGCCAAGCGUCGCAAGAUCAUCCAAUCGGACAAGCCCACGGCCAGCGUCGAGUGUUUGAUUGCCAGCGGAGUGCAGCGGGCCAUACAGAGCGCUGGGCUGGGUGUCAGUGCAAACGGCACAGCCGCCAGCUCCGCCGUGAACGUAGAUGCUGUGAUCGACACAAUGACCCACGAUGCGGCCAUUCAGGCCUCCUACACGGAUGCCAUGCGCAGCAAUGUGCGCGAGCGCAUCAAGCAGGAUGUUGACUACACGCCCAGCAAGUAUCCGCAGAUCGCAAAGUUCAGCGAGCAAAAGUAGAGGACGGAAGCUACACUUUUGGGGGAGCCUAACAAGCGACCAAACACACGCUUGUUGUACAUUAUAUACCUUAAAUCAUACCGUACAUAUAUAAUUUUAGUUAUUAGCUAAGUUCUGUUUAAACGAGAAGACGACAGGCAACAAAACACAAAUGGAAACACAAUCAGAAACAGAAUAUGGAACGUAACACCAACACCCCAGCCGAUGCGGCGAGUAACGCGAUAAAAUGAUAAUAAUAAUAACAUAAACAAUAAUAAUAAUACCCAAUCGAUAUAAACACAAACUGCGGUAAACAAAAAUGAAACCCAAAAAGCAUGAAAAAACGAAAACCCUUUGGGAAAAACGAUACAAAAAAUCACAAAAAGGAGCCCCAAGGAGCAUCUUAAACAACACAAAACACGCUGGACAAUAGACAACGAGCUGGUUGGUUGGAAUUUGGCUGGAAUUUAUAGGCCCACACACGAUGUACGUACCAUUCGAAAUGCUUUUUAGUUGCAAUCAAUGCCAAGUGGCGAUGGCGUCCCCGUGUCGCAUGACGUAUUGGGCAGACGACCCGUGACGACAGCCAAAUUCCAGCUAAGAUAUUUUGGCCAGCGCCGCCGGCCCCAUUGACGUGAGCCGGCCGGCACAUGAUUGCCGAUGACGAGCAAUCAGGAAUUUGCAGCUCAAGUGGGGCGACGGUGCAAAAACGGAAUAACCAUUACAACAGCCUACGCGGGUGAUGGCGCGGGGUAGCCGUGUACAGGGAACAACCUGUAGCAAAGCAACGGACUCCACAGCACACCAUCUGCCAGACAUCCCCCCGCAUUGUCACGAAAUUCCUUUAUUCCCCUACACUUCAGAUUGUUGUCGCCUGCAUUCGGAGAACAUGGCAAAAGUGUCACAUAAAAAUUGUCUCGAGGAUAUUUAUGUGC
This is a messenger RNA of Drosophila subobscura, 5086 nucleotides long. Its product is annotated as large proline-rich protein BAG6. Gene Ontology annotation, molecular function: misfolded protein binding; polyubiquitin modification-dependent protein binding. Lineage: Eukaryota; Metazoa; Arthropoda; Insecta; Diptera; Drosophilidae. Bases 354 to 4172 code for a protein of 1272 amino acids. The record is from RefSeq and is a predicted model, not a curated record. Gene Ontology annotation, cellular component: BAT3 complex. The transcript is spliced from 11 exons.